AUGAGCUCUAAUGCUCGGCGUGCAGAGACACUCCGCUAUUGCAGCUCACUUGCAGAGCCGUCCUGGAUGAUUCUUCUUGUCCGCUUGGAUCGACGUAACCUCUAUGCGUUGCUCACGCUUGCCGAUUUCGGGUGGACUGGAAUUCACGCGGCGAUAAUGUCGGACAAACUCAUGACGGUGCCCGCCACCUGCCCACGACGCUCCAGAUAUCUUGGGGGAACCAGGAUUCAUACGGACCGUCGUCAGCCCGUGCUGACAGAACCAGCAAGCGACAAGAACCAAAACAAACGGUGGCCCGAGGGACUGGAGCCUGGCGGUCGGUGGGGCACGGUUACCUCUCGCUGUGUUCGUCUUUCAACGGACCGAUCGAAAUAA
This is a messenger RNA of Purpureocillium lilacinum, 375 nucleotides long. NCBI's taxonomy places the organism in Eukaryota, Fungi, Ascomycota, Sordariomycetes, Hypocreales, Ophiocordycipitaceae. The record is from RefSeq and is a predicted model, not a curated record.